Budorcas taxicolor (takin) is the source of this 2400-nucleotide messenger RNA. It is a transcript of the gene FYB2, whose product is annotated as FYN binding protein 2. Gene Ontology annotation, molecular function: protein binding. Gene Ontology annotation, cellular component: plasma membrane. The coding region runs from base 1 to 2400 and encodes 799 amino acids. Lineage: Eukaryota; Metazoa; Chordata; Mammalia; Artiodactyla; Bovidae. The record is from RefSeq and is a predicted model, not a curated record. The transcript is spliced from 17 exons. Gene Ontology annotation, biological process: T cell receptor signaling pathway; protein localization to plasma membrane; integrin-mediated signaling pathway.
AUGGAGGCCGGCCCGCGCCCCGCCGCGGGCGAGAGCGCUCCAACCCCAGCAGAGGGAGGAGCCGCCGCCCAGGUGGGACAGGUGGGGAGCCUGGGCUCAGGUGUUUCCGCGGCGGCGGCCAGGGGAAGCGAUUGCUCCCUGGCAGGCGCAGGCAGAGCCGAACAGACCCUCGGCCUUAGGAUCCAGCUCUGGGAAACCGGUUUCCUCUUCCAGACUCUAUCUCGGAAGAAAGUCAUGGAAGCGGAAGGAUUAAGAAACUUCAAGGAACUUCGAGCCAAAUUUCAAAAUCUUGAUGCAUCAUCUCUUUCAGGACCUAUCAAAUUCCCAGCAGGUGUUUCUCGAAAGGGAGACUUUGGAAGCAGACAGUCCAUGAAGACUUUGGCCAGUGGGAAACCCCCCUCAUCCAGCCACAAUCAGCACUCACCCAACUGUGCUGAUGGUGAUCCCCAGCAAGUGAAGGAGACUCAGAAGAGUGAGACUCAGAAAUGUUCUAAUUACCUGGAACUUUUGAGUUUUCCUGGUUCUGCAGUAAGCUCACAGAAGGCUCCUCUGCUGUUAGAUGUGUGUCAGUCAAAUGAUGAGAUAGCCAAUAAGAAGAAAGUCAUGGUGAAUGAUAGCUUCAGAAACAAGCUCUGGAGCUGGGAGAUUUUAUCUCAGAAAAGUGAGACAUCAUCCGUCUUUCUCCCUGCCAGUUGUGGAAGCAGGGCCUUCCAUCUAAAAGAGCAGAAAAGUAUCAAGCCGACUCCAGAGGAGCCCAGGGAAGAUAUGGAAAUAAAAGAAGCCCAGUCCCUACCUCCCCACAGGCACCUGAUGGCCCAAAGGAGAUUGUGUGCCAUCUCUGAAGAUCCCACCAUCCGACCUUCUCAAUGUAGCAGGGAGAGCAGAGCAAACUCCAGUCCUGAGAGGAGCUUGACAGGGAGCAUCUGUCACCCUGUCUAUGACAAUAAGCUCACCAGCCAGACCCCAGAGGAACAGCCGGAUGUCAGGCAUCCACAACUCCCCAAUACCAAGCCACUGCCUUCCGUCGAGUCCCUGGGUCCUCCUCCCCCGAAGCCGCCAAGGCCCCCAGUCGUGACCCUCCAGGCCUUCCAGAGGCAGGCAGCUGCUCUUUUCAAGCCCGAUGGGGAAGAAGCUGUGAAAGAAGGCAACCUGCCUCCAGUGAGUGCUGAAUUUGAAGAACCACAUAAUUAUGAGGCAACAAUUUCCUAUCUGAGACACUCCAGCAACUCCAUUAACCUGUGCACCGCAAAAAAUUUUGCUGAUUCAGCUUAUGAAGUCAGAAUUGAAGAACUCCGAAAGGCUUGGAAGAGUUUUUACCAUCAAGAACUUAGACCCCAACACGAAGAUGAAGAUACACAGAUGAAGGAAAAAGAACCAUACCAAUUGAAACUUCAGAACACAGAAGAUCUACACUUAGACCAUCUUUUCAAGGUGGAUAUCUAUGAAGAGAUACCUGGGAAAACCCAGAUGGCAGAAGACCACGCAGGUGGGAGAACCAUGCCGGCCAGAAACCAGGAUGCUGCGAUGGACAUCAUCCAGGGGGAGGCUUGCCCUGAGGACUUCCAGGCGGCCAGGCACCCCAUAGACUACUGUGGUUAUGUGAAGGCCUUGGAGAUGACUAAAGAAACCCAGGGCCAAGGAGCCAUUAAGCCAAAUUCCAUUUCAGAGAACGAUGACAAUGUUGAGUGCUCUGGGAGUAGGAGUUCAGAUGGAAAAGCAUCACUUAAAAGACUGCAGAAGUUCUUCAAGAAAGGAAAGGGUAGAUUUAAAGUGAAGAAAAUCAAUUCAAAAGAAAAUAUAAGGGCAUUUUCCCUUUCGCUGCCUGAUUUAGAACUUAGGUCUCAGGAAGUUAUUAUCUACGAUGAUGUGGCCAUAAAUGGAAAACAGCCAAAUGAUGAACUUAAAGUAAAAUCUUGGAAGCCGAAGUUUUUGACAUUGAAAGAAAAAAAGAAAAAAGGUGCUAAAGAAUCAGAAAGGAGUUUCUUCAAAACCAAGAAGCAAAAUUUAGAGAAGGAUAGGAUGAAAAGAGAAGAAAGACUUUUUAGAGAGAGAUUCAAGUAUGACAAAGAGAUUACUGUCAUCAACACAGCAGUGGUGUGUUCCAAUAAUUCAAGAAAUGGAAUAUGUGACUUGCCAAUAACCCCUGGAGAAGAACUGGACAUCAUUGAUAUCACUGAAGAAAAUCUAGUGAUAUGCCGCAAUUCUGAAGGCAAAUGUAACAAGUCUGGUCACCUUAGAGAGAUCAAGAUCGAGCAGUAUGGCCUGCCCGAGUGUGACCUAGUUCUCAGGUCUCAGCCCUGCUUUACGUUAGCUUAUGUCGCCAGCGUGAGGCAGUGGAAUCUGUGGGAGUUUUCGUUAAAAGAAAAGUCCGCCACAUUUAGAUGUUGGUUUCACUACUAA